This is a messenger RNA of Syzygium oleosum, 1212 nucleotides long. RefSeq names its product transcription factor bHLH36-like. Gene Ontology annotation, cellular component: RNA polymerase II transcription regulator complex. The record is from RefSeq and is a predicted model, not a curated record. The coding region runs from base 117 to 812 and encodes 231 amino acids. Lineage: Eukaryota; Viridiplantae; Streptophyta; Magnoliopsida; Myrtales; Myrtaceae. The transcript is spliced from 3 exons. Gene Ontology annotation, molecular function: RNA polymerase II transcription regulatory region sequence-specific DNA binding; DNA-binding transcription factor activity, RNA polymerase II-specific; protein dimerization activity. Gene Ontology annotation, biological process: regulation of transcription by RNA polymerase II.
ACGAAGCGUCUUAGGCCCAUAAUCACAUACCCUAACAAGCGUAUCUCCAUCUAUUAUACUUAAAUGAGUAUUUAAACCGCUCCAUCUAGAGCUAAUUUUCACUUUACACAGCAGCAAUGAGCUGUUCUUCCAACAACACUCACCAACAACACAAGAUCCCCGAAGACCUUAUCCUGGGACGCUCCUUCAUGGAAAGUAGCAAUUCCAUUUUUAAAGUGGUGAAGAGCCGCCGGCAAAAGUUCUCCAUCACUAACUACCAUGAGAGGACCGGCCGAGAUGGCGAUCACGGCGAUAGGAAGGCAAAGCAUAGAGAGAUUGAGAGGCAAAGACGGCAAGAAAUGGCUUCGCUUUGCGUGGGUCUUAGAUCCAAAUUGCCCCUCGAAUUCAUCAAGGGGAAGCGUUCGAUGUCAGAUCACAUGAACGAGGCCGUGAAUUACAUCAAACACCUACGGGCGAAGAUUAGAGAGCUGAGCUUCAAGAGAGACGAGCUCAAGGGCAUUCAUAGUUUGGCUGCCCUCAGCUCUCCUAGCUCCAAUUCUUCCUGCUCCACCACGUUUACAGUCAAUUCAUGCUGCGAGAGUGUGGAAAUCGUGAUCAGCCGAAGCAUCAGGGAAAAGGAUUUGCUGUUAUCUACUGUACUAGAGCUACUGCUUCAACAAGGACUUGAUGUUGUUAGCUGUUUUUCCAGUCAAACGUCUGAUAGGAUAGUCCACACAAUCCAGUGCGAGCUGGCGUAUGGGAACGGAAGUUUCGAUUUAACUCACUUGAAGGGAGAACUCAGGGAACUGCUCAUUCCAACAUGCAACCCGUGAUUACAAUUCGCAAGUAAUGUAACAUGUGAUUACCAUGACUGUUGUUAUACUAAAGAGGAUUUGUGCCCCUUAUGGAAAUUAAUUUCCUAGAGCAACGCAUCUGGAAGGAUGAGGCCUCCUGCUUGUUUUUAACUCAGUUUCUGAUAUUGGAGGAGGUAUGAGAUUUUGAUUGUAGUAGCUUUUGCAUGUUGAAAUUUGCAAAAUAGUACCUUCCACACAAUAAAGAACAGGAAAAAUAUGGCUAAAACAAACAUAUUGCGACGACUGAUGAGCUUCUUGGUAGAAAGCAAACAGCAAGAAUUUUUCCUAGCUAAUUGGUAUGCACUGCUUGUAAGUUGUGGGAAAUUGAGAUAUUCAUUAUGUUGUCUUUGCACAAUCUACCAAAGACCUUUCAUGUUUU